AACCAGGGACAAGAACGGACAACCUACGCUAUCCAACCUCGAACGGAUCGUAACCCGAUUGGUAGAGCUUUGCCGGAAAUGCAUGACGUAUAAGUCUUCGUCGCUUGGUCAGAUGAGACUUUUUCGGCUCGUAGCUCUCUCUUCCGGCGAGUAGACUAGAGGGGCCGACUGCCGACAAUUUUCGUACAAUAUUUAUUAAAUAAAUACGCGCUCACAAUGGCCAUUGGUGACCUCAAGACUGAAGAGGGGUUGAAGGAGUUGAACCGUUACCUAGCUGACCGUAGCUACAUCGAAGGAUGGCAACCUUCGCAAGAAGACGUUUAUGUAUUUGAAGCGUUGGGAAAAGCUCCGCCAGCAUCACAUCCUCAUGUCCUGAGGUGGUUCAAUCACAUCAAGUCCCACGAUCUUAAGUCUCUUCCAGGCGUGAAAAAAGCACCCGCUAUUUUGGGUGAUAUUAAGGCAGCUGCUCCUGCCAAAGCUGCUCAACCUGCCAACAACGAUGACGACGACGUAGAUUUGUUUGGAUCCGACGAAGAAGAAGAUGCAGAAGCAGCAAAAAUUAGAGAAGAGAGAGUGAAGGCGUAUGCCGCUAAGAAAUCUAACAAACCCGCUCUCAUUGCCAAAUCUAGCAUUAUCUUGGACGUCAAGCCAUGGGACGACGAAACAGAUAUGAAAAACAUGGAAAAACAUGUGAGAUUGAUUGAAAUGGAUGGUCUUGUCUGGGGUGCUUCUAAACUCGUACCAGUGGGAUAUGGAAUCCAUAAGCUACAGAUCAUGUGUGUCGUAGAAGACGACAAAGUUUCUGUUGAUUUGUUAGUUGAGAAAAUCCAGGAAUUCGAGGACUUUGUACAGUCCGUCGACAUUGCAGCCUUCAACAAAAUCUAAAUUUCGUCGAUUCUUUCAAUAUCGAAUUAAUAAAUAUUAAUUGUUUGUA
Molecule: messenger RNA, 934 nt
Organism: Athalia rosae (coleseed sawfly)
Lineage: Eukaryota; Metazoa; Arthropoda; Insecta; Hymenoptera; Athaliidae
Gene: eEF1beta
Product: elongation factor 1-beta'
Exons: 3
Coding region: 217-885 (222 amino acids)
Biological process (GO): translational elongation
Cellular component (GO): eukaryotic translation elongation factor 1 complex; cytosol
Molecular function (GO): translation elongation factor activity; guanyl-nucleotide exchange factor activity
Source: RefSeq, a predicted model, not a curated record